Molecule: messenger RNA, 450 nt
Organism: Iphiclides podalirius (scarce swallowtail)
Lineage: Eukaryota; Metazoa; Arthropoda; Insecta; Lepidoptera; Papilionidae
Source: the annotation of a GenBank genome assembly
AUGAUCAGAGUUUUCUCGCGCUUACCCUACGAUGUUCUAUGGAAAUGGGAUAAAGACGAGUUACCUCUAUCUUCGGCGAACAUUAAAAUCUCAAAAUGGUUACCACAAUCCGAUUUAUUAAGACAUCCAAAUAUUAAACUGUUUAUCACGCAAGGUGGACUACAAUCCACAGACGAAGCAAUUACGGCUGGUGUCCCACUCAUUGGUAUACCCAUGCUGGGUGAUCAGUGGUACAAUGUCGAGAAAUACGUUCGGCACAAAAUUGGCCUACGUCUCGAUUUGGAUGUGUUAAAUGAAGAGAUUUUUGAGACUGCUAUAAAAACCGUUAUACAGGACAAAAGCUACCGUAAGAAUACAGACCGCUUACGAGGGAUAAUGAUGGACCAGCCACAAAGUCCCCUAGAGCGUGCCGUUUGGUGGACAGAGCACGUUCUUCGCCAUGGAGGGUAU